This is a messenger RNA of Elephantulus edwardii (Cape elephant shrew), 1403 nucleotides long. RefSeq names its product solute carrier family 35, member D3 (gene SLC35D3). Gene Ontology annotation, molecular function: antiporter activity. The transcript has 2 exons. The coding region runs from base 32 to 1282 and encodes 416 amino acids. The record is from RefSeq and is a predicted model, not a curated record. Gene Ontology annotation, cellular component: Golgi apparatus. Lineage: Eukaryota; Metazoa; Chordata; Mammalia; Macroscelidea; Macroscelididae.
CUACCCGAGCCCGGGCGGCGGGGCCGGCGCCAUGCGGCACCUGUGCCGGGGCCGCGUGCUGGGCAUCUCGGUGGCCAUCGCGCACGGGGUCUUCUCGGGCUCCCUCAACAUCCUGCUCAAGUUCCUCAUCAGCCGCUACCAGUUCUCUUUCCUGACCCUGGUGCAGUGCCUGACCAGCUCGACCGCGGCGCUGAGCCUGGAGCUGCUGCGGCGCCUCGGGCUCAUCGCCGUGCCCCCCUUCGGCCUGAGCCUGGCGCGCUCCUUCGCGGCCGUCACGGUGCUCUCCACGCUGCAGUCCAGCCUCACGCUCUGGUCGCUGCGCGGCCUCAGCCUGCCCAUGUACGUGGUCUUCAAGCGCUGCCUGCCCCUGGUCACCAUGCUCAUCGGCGUGCUGGUGCUCAAGAACGGCGCGCCCUCGCCCGGGGUGCUGGCCGCAGUGCUCAUCACCACCUGCGGCGCCGCCCUGGCAGGAGCCGGAGACCUGACUGGCGACCCCAUCGGCUACGUAACGGGCGUGCUGGCCGUGCUAGUGCACGCCGCCUACCUGGUGCUCAUCCAGAAGGCGAGCGCCGACACGGAGCACGGGCCGCUCACCGCGCAGUACGCCAUCGCCGUGUCCGCCACCCCGCUGCUCGUGGUCUUCUCCUUCGCCAGCACCGACUCCAUCCACGCCUGGGCCUUCCCUGGCUGGAAGGACCCCGCCAUGGUCUGCAUCUUCGUGGCCUGCAUCCUGAUCGGCUGUGCCAUGAACUUCACCACCCUGCACUGCACUUACAUCAACUCGGCGGUGACCACCAGCUUCGUGGGUGUGGUGAAGAGCAUCGCUACCAUCACCGUGGGCAUGGUGGCCUUCAGCGACGUGGAGCCCACCUCUCUGUUUAUUGCCGGCGUGGUGGUGAACACCUUGGGCUCCAUCAUUUACUGCGUGGCCAAAUUCUGGGAGACCAGAAAGCAAAGCAACUAUGAGGACCUGGAGACGCAGCCCGUUGGAGAGGAGGCACAGCCGAGCGGAGCCCAGCUGCCCUUCGCCAUGGAGGAGCUGGCUGGAGAGGCGGCGAAUGGCGAGUCAGAAGGUGGAGGGGUAGCGGGUGGCUCCGCUUUGCAGAGCGCGCAGGAGGCCAGGGGCAGCCGCGCAGGAGCCUCCCCGGUUCCAGGGGACCCAGAAGAAAUGAGCAAGAGGUCAUUAAAGGAUACUUACCUCGAAGUGUGGAGGUUGGUUAGGGGCACCAAGUACAUGAAGAAGGAUUACUUGAUAGAAAACGAGGAGUUACCCAGCCCUUGAACAGAAGGUGCAUGUGUCAUAUGUAGUACACUCGUUUUCGUGUUACAGGUCAGAUGUGUUUCCACGAGGGUCCACCGUUUUCUCUGGGGACUGGGGGAAAGGAAGCCAAGAAAAGAUGCUG